AUGAAAACAGACCGCCUCCUCGUGAUGUGCCUAUUCAGCCUCCCGUUGCUAAUUACGCUAGAGGUGACAGACAUCCACAGCGCAGUCUUGCUCCGCAGUACGUUCCAAAGCCGGGCCCAGUGCCAUUUCGUGAAAGAGUUCCUUCGAAUCUCACUGACUUAUCUGACUCGGUAUUCGAAGAGCAGUGCGUUCGUUGUGGGGUCCCUCGCCCAGCGAGUUCGGGCUCUGACCCUAGGCGUGCAUACGCUUUGGAUUCUCGUCGCGAAUUUCGCCCAGCAGUACGCUCUAGCACAUCCUCAAGUGUCAAAGAAAGAGAGCGAGAAAGUCCUCAAAGCAAAUGCCUCAUUCAACUCACUGUUCAUGAAGCUCGCGGACUUCCACCUGUACGGGAUGAAAGAAAUCGUGUUGUUUCUCCGAACGCAUAUGUUUCCGUACUGGGGAGAGACGGUGAACUUCGUUCAUCGAUUUGUGAACGUUCUCGCCGUCCUUUAUGGAAUUGGACGGCGCGAUUUUACAUUUGUGGAGAAAGACGAAACAUAA
This is a messenger RNA of Cooperia oncophora, 540 nucleotides long. Lineage: Eukaryota; Metazoa; Nematoda; Chromadorea; Rhabditida; Trichostrongylidae. The record is from the annotation of a GenBank genome assembly.